AUGGUAGGAUUAUUGCUGUUGAAUCUGGUAGAGAUCAGUCCAUAUGUUCUACAAGCUGAAAUGAAAUUCGACGAUAAAGGUAAUCGAUAUGUGAAAACUGACACAACAUACUACGGACUGGAUAAGAAUCAUACACUGACAAUCAAGGUGGACGAUUGUGUAAUCACAUUGGAUUUCUCUCCUCCUAAGAAAUCUGAGAUCAAGGAAAAGAAGGGUACUCGAAAGGUUACAGUGACUAAAGGAUGUGACAAAGUGUUUAAGAAAUCUGCUGAAUUGAAAAAAGCUAAGAAUUAAACAUUUCAUUUUGGCCGGUACAACAGUGAAAGUUCCAAGAAGAUAAUUCUUUGUCUUGCAAACAGAUGAUCUUACUUGUCAGAUAAUAAAUACAUUUCGU
This is a messenger RNA of Trichobilharzia regenti, 394 nucleotides long. The record is from the annotation of a GenBank genome assembly. NCBI's taxonomy places the organism in Eukaryota, Metazoa, Platyhelminthes, Trematoda, Strigeidida, Schistosomatidae.